UGGUUUACAUGUGGCCGAGGUACGGAGCACCGGUGACAGCCCACGCCUCUUUAAGUCCGCUGAAUCUCGAUACGUUCAUAACUAUACGCAUGCCAGCAUCUUCCAAGCUCGGCUGAAAGCAACAGAGCCGAGGCUACCUUGGAGUCUGACGAACAAAAACCAAUAUCAUCGAUGUAAAAUACAUGAAGGGCAUAACUUGGUAGCUUUACUUUCUGUGUAUACUAGCGGGGAACACCAACACUGGCAUCAGACUGCAUUAUCGAUUAGUCUCGUUUGACAGUUCAUCUUGGGCAGCCAUAUGCAAUGUUUACGGAAGUGACGUACGAGUACCUGUUAAAUUGGAAUGCGCAUGUCAAGCUUCCUUACCAACGUCUUGUGGCAUGUGGAUAAGCCAGAUGAUAACUAUUGACCACUUAACCGAGGAAAGGUUUGACAGAUGAAGAUGUGAUGCCAUGAAUUUGUCCUGAAGUGUGAUAUAUAGACCUUUUCAAUGAGGGUACAUCCAUCACAUGGCAAGUAAACCAAAGAAACCAGGCAUGAAGAAGGAUGGAGGAGAAAAACGUCCUAACUCAUCCCGAGGCCAGUCCUUCCCCCGAUCUGGCAGCAUUUCCGUUUCUAAGUCUAAACAGGCAGUGGAAAUCCUGACCAGGGAGAAUGAGGACCUACAGGAACAGGUGACACAGCUAACUGCCAAGAACACAAAACUACAGGAUAGCUGGCUUUUACUCACCACAAAACUAGUGGAGGAUGCCAAAUCCAAGGGUUUCGCACUGGGAGAGGAGGAUCAGAAGAAAGAGCUGGGUGAGGUGUCUGUGGAGGCGCUAUUGGACCUCCUCAACAGUCUGGCUCACAAACAGGAUGUAAAGAAACAGAAACCUGCCAAGGGAAGUGUGGAGGCUAGGGUAGAGGAACUGGAAACCAGGACAACUCAGAUGAACAUGAACCUUGUUAAGUUAUUACAGGCUAAAAUGAACUUAGAAUCUGGUUUAGAGGAAAUACAACAGUGUGGUUCUUUGGAGGACGCUAAACACAAAGCCAGGUUUCUUCUGUUUGAAACAAAAGGAAGUGAAGUAUUCACAUUCAAUGGCUCAGAUAAUGAUGAGACAGAUGAAGAGAAUGAGAAAGAGAAAAUAAUCAUUAAAGAGAGCAAAGCAACCACACAUCCUGGAAAAUACCAGGUGUCUUCCAUUGUCAAGAAUCUCCAAACCUUCCAACUCAGUCCACCAGUGAAGAAGCUCCCUGGGGACACCUCAGUGAGUAAGAUGGACCCCGGCCUCCAGCACUACCUGGUCAGCGAGCUCAGCCUCUACAAGGCCAAUGGUGCUGACUGGAGAAUGAUGGCUGAGAGAGUAGGAAUAUCUGUAGAGACAGUUGCAGACUGGCAGCGUUUCCGACUGGAGUACCCUAUGAAACAUGUGUUUGAGACAUGGGCAAGGAGUCCAGCCGCCACCAUGAGAAUGCUGCACCGCCACCUGGUGUCACCACAAAUGAGAGCCGUAAUGCUUGCCCGACGAAUCUCCGAUUUUUAUCAAGUGGACUGAGUGUUGAUUAUAUAGGAUACCAAGUGUUGUUCAGCAGGUAGUUAUUGACAAUGAUUCCGAUGUAAUCAAGGCACUUGCAUGAUAUUUCAUUGGUAACUAUGCAUAUUCCUUUUAAUGAGGUCAACAACCACUGCGUUGAGUUGAAUGGUGCAUUUCAUAAACAGUUACUAUGCUGACACCUGAUGUAGUAUCAUAUUCUUUAGAAUAUGGUACUGGGUUACCUCCCCUUGUGAAGGACGGUCAAAAAUAUGCAUUAAAAUCAGUCAUCUCCCUUCUCCACUGGAGGUUGGCUCUCCAUAGACCUGGGCUAAUUGUCUCUAUAUUUUCCAGUGCCUUUUCUUUAAUGAUAAUGAGAUACACUGUACAUUGUUAUCCAGAUCAAAUAAAGAUAAUUAUGUUUGUUGUAAAAGUCAUACAUGUGCUGAAAUCUUAUAUUUUGUAGAAGAAAACAAAUGUGAAAAAGGUGGCAUAUCAUUGAUGGUGACAUAUUGGUCACAUUAUUUCUGUAGAACAUACAUCCAGGUUUAAGUUGGACAGGUGUGACUCUUUAGACUGUAUGAGGUUUGUUGUGUACACCCAAUCAUUUAGUUUAAACCAGUAGAACUUUGUUGUAGGAUACUGUUUGGAGUGAAACAUAUAUUUUACCAGAAAAAAAAACUCUCAGAAUUACAUGAUUAGACAUUACAGAAAUUUGUGCAAUAUUACAAGAAGUUCAGCAGUAUUACAUGACUGUAUGCCGAUUUGUGGAUGCAAUAUUUGACUGCCUCAAUGAUAUUAUUCUUUCCCAAGUUCUUUUCUUGUAAUCAAAAUUGUUUCAAAUCAGUGCCAUGUAUUUGUUAUAUCCGAGUCAAUCUAUGCUUCAUCAACUUCCCCACAGGUGGAUUGUCAUGAAUUACUGGAUUGGUUUUCACUGAUUUGUAGCUAGAGGAAAUGAUAGUGACAUUUUUAUCUUUUAAUGUUACCUAACUGUAGACUAGCAUUAGUGGAUUUUAUGCUAUUAACUCUUCAUGGUUUAAUUCUCUGUAUUCUGAGAUCAUUCCGCCAGCCUAUACUUUUAACAGCCUAUACAUAUAUAAUAAACAGCUACUCCACAGCAGUGUUGACUAGCCAAGUUGGUAUACUAUACAGACUCUCUGGGUGGCAAGCUAUUUUUGUCCGAUCAAAAAUAUCCUCAAAGAAAGAUGAUCAAUAAAAUAAAAUGGUUUAAUACAGACUUUCCGGAUAUAUAUCGUAAUUAAAAUCAAUGUGUUAAUUGUAAUAAUAGGCCCACAAUCAGUAUAAAGUUGGGCCUCAUAACCCAAGAAAAUCAAACAUAUCUGUUGCCAUUUCAAGAAAUUUGAUUUUUUUGUAAAUGUAGUUUUGUGAAAACAUUUUAUUUGUGUUAACCGAGAUACAUUGUACUGUGAUAGAUAAAAGUUUAUUUAUUUAUGGGAAUAUUUGUUCACUUAACAUGAAGCUGCCUGAAUAAUGUUCAUCAUAAAUGUUCAGUGAAUCCUGUACUUCCAUAUGAAUAUCUAUGUUUCCCAGACAUAUAUAAUAUCAUGUGAAUGGAGGACACCUCAAUACUUAUAACUUGAUCAGAACAGAGAAAUAUAUAGAGGAUAUCUAACAAUGUCUUCAGUAAUAUCGAAUAUAUUUCACAUGUCGGGCUAAUAUUUUGAUAUUUUUCACGAGUGACUGAGGAAACUGUAAGUUAUUCUGUUAAUAACAUUUUAUAGCAAAAUAUACCAAGGCAGCUCAAUCUCCUCAGAAUUCAUUGAAGUCCCUUGUCAACGGCUCACAAAUGUACGCCAAACAGUGACGUUAUGUAUUCCAUCUUGCAUUUUGACAUCAUAUAACAUGACAGAUAACUAUAAUGCAAAUCUUAAUUUUCCCCAUUGUCGUUAGUAGGCAGUGUUCUGAUUGGUCAAAUCAGAAAGUGAUAUUUUUCACCUGUGAAAAUAACACUUUGAAAGAAUGAGUAUUUUUUUUAUAUUUCACUGGUGAAAAUGUUUAAACACUAUACUACACAAAUUGCAAACUCUGUAUUUUCCUAGGAUAAUUUUUAAGGAUCUGACUGUAUUAUAUGACAAAAUCAAUAAUAAAAAUGUAUCACACUU
This is a messenger RNA of Pecten maximus, 3640 nucleotides long. RefSeq lists its product as uncharacterized. NCBI's taxonomy places the organism in Eukaryota, Metazoa, Mollusca, Bivalvia, Pectinida, Pectinidae. The coding region runs from base 510 to 1541 and encodes 343 amino acids. The transcript has 5 exons. The record is from RefSeq and is a predicted model, not a curated record.